Molecule: messenger RNA, 907 nt
Organism: Parus major (Great Tit)
Lineage: Eukaryota; Metazoa; Chordata; Aves; Passeriformes; Paridae
Gene: COQ7
Product: coenzyme Q7, hydroxylase
Exons: 6
Coding region: 17-703 (228 amino acids)
Biological process (GO): regulation of gene expression; determination of adult lifespan; ubiquinone biosynthetic process
Cellular component (GO): nucleus; mitochondrial inner membrane
Molecular function (GO): 3-demethoxyubiquinol 3-hydroxylase activity
Source: RefSeq, a predicted model, not a curated record
GAGGGUGCGCGCGGUGAUGACGGAUGUCCUGUUCAGCGGGAUGGCGGCGGCCGCGGGCCCGGUUGUGCGGUGUUCGCUGUUGCAGCGCCGGCCCCUCCGCUGCGGGCCGGGUCUGCGGCCUGUGCCCGGCGGGGAGGCUUCCCUCAGGCUGUGCAGCACGCGGGUGGCGCGGGAGGGCAUCAACAAGCCCGUCAUAGACCGCAUCAUCCGCGUGGACCAUGCCGGGGAGUACGGGGCGAACCGCAUCUAUGCGGGGCAGAUGGCCGUGCUGGGCAGGUCGAGCGUGGGACCCGUCAUCCAGCAAAUGUGGGAUCAAGAAAAAGACCACCUGAAAAAAUUCAAUGAGCUCAUGGUUGCAUAUAGAGUCCGACCUACUGUUUUAUUGCCUUUCUGGAACGUAGCAGGUUUUGUUUUAGGGGCUGGAAGUGCUUUACUUGGAAAGAAAGGUGCAAUGGCUUGCACAGUGGCCGUGGAAGAGAGUAUAUCAGAGCACUACAACAACCAGAUCCGAACUCUAAUAGAAGAGGAUCCAGAAAAAUACAAAGAACUGUUGCUGGUAAUAAAGCAAUUCCGGGAUGAUGAGCAGGAGCACCACGACAUUGGGCUUGAGCAUGAUGCAGAAGCUACACCAGCUUAUUCUGUUUUGAAGACAGCCAUACAACUUGGAUGCAAAGCUGCAAUAUUUUUAUCAGAAAGAAUUUAGUUAUAUUUUCCAUAAUAAUUGUGGCAAUAAACUGUGACACAAAAGUGUAUGGAAAUUGUGGAAGACUCGGCUAUUUUAUUCCACUUUUUAAAUUUUUCUGCACUAAGCACUUGAUUCAACCAUCCUUUGUAACAUUAAGUCCCCAUUUAAAAGUCUAUAUUAAAGUCAGUUGACCUAAAUGUGAAUAAAGUUGGCAGAAUUGAA